Messenger RNA from Neomonachus schauinslandi (Hawaiian monk seal), 13612 nucleotides. RefSeq names its product apolipoprotein B (gene APOB). Gene Ontology annotation, cellular component: very-low-density lipoprotein particle; low-density lipoprotein particle; mature chylomicron. NCBI's taxonomy places the organism in Eukaryota, Metazoa, Chordata, Mammalia, Carnivora, Phocidae. Bases 1 to 13302 code for a protein of 4433 amino acids. Gene Ontology annotation, molecular function: cholesterol transfer activity; low-density lipoprotein particle receptor binding. The transcript is spliced from 29 exons. The record is from RefSeq and is a predicted model, not a curated record. Gene Ontology annotation, biological process: cholesterol homeostasis; cholesterol transport; lipoprotein transport.
AUGGGCCCUCCGAGGCCCGCGCUGCUGCUGCUGCUGCUGCUGCUGGGAGUCGCCGGCGCCUGGGCGCAAGACGAGGUGCUGGAGAAUGUCAGCCCCAGCUGCCCAAAAGGUGCAACUCGAUUCAAGCACCUCAGGAAGUACGUAUACAACUAUGAGGCUGAGAGUUCCACUGGAGUCCCUGAGACCCCUGAUUCAAGAAGUGCCACCAGGAUCAACUGCAAGGUUGAGCUGGAGGUCCCCCAACUCUGCAGCUUCAUCCUCAGGACAAGCCAGUGCACCCUGAAGGAGGGGUAUGGCUUCAACCCUAAGGGCAGGCCCUCACUGCAUAAGACCAAGAACUCUGAGGAGUUUGCUGCUGCCAUGUCCAAGUACGAGCUCAGGCUGGCUAUCCCUGAAGAGAAGCAAGUUUUACUUUACCCAGAGAAAGAAGAGCCUAAACAUAUCCUGAACAUCAAGAGGGGCAUCAUUUCUGCCCUCCUGGUUCCCCUGGAGACAGAAGCGGAUAAACAAGAGUUGUUUCUGGAUACUGUGUAUGGAAACUGUUCCAGUGACUUAACUGUUAAAACAAAGAAGGCAAAUGUGGCAACAGGAAUAGCCAUUGAAAGGAACCUGGAGAAGUGUGAUCAGUUCAAGCCCAUUAGCACAGGAGUUAGCCCACUUGCUUUGAUCAAAGGCAUGCUCCGCCCCUUGUCAGCUCUGAUUAGCAGUAAUCAGUCCUGCCUGUACACUCUGGACCCAAAGAAGAAGCAUGUGUCAGAAGCCAUCUGCAAGGAGCAACACCUGUUCCUGCCUUUCUCCUCCAAGAAUAAGUAUGGGAUGAUGACACAAGUUACACAGACUUUGAAACUUGAAGACACACCUAAGAUCAACAGCCGCUUCUUUGAUGAAGGUGCCGAGGAGGUGGGUCUUGCCUUUGAGAGCACCAAAUCCACAUUACCUCCAAAGCAGGCUGAGGCCAUUGUGAAGACUAUCCAGGAGCUGCAAACAUUGCAUGUCUCUGAGAAAAAUGCCCAGAGAGCUAACCUCUUCAAUAAACUGGUUACUGAGCUGAGAAGUCUUAACAAUGAGGCAUUCACAUCCCUCUUGCCAAAGCUGACCGAGGUGUCCAGCCCCAUCACCUUACAAGCCUUGAUUCAAUGUGGACAGCCCCAGUGUUACACUCACAUCCUCCAGUGGCUGAGAAGUGAGAAGGCCAACCCCCUCCUGAUAGAUGCUGUGACUUACCUGGUGGCCCUGAUGCCAGAGCCCUCAGCCGAGAGGCUGCAGGAGAUCUUCAGCACAGCAAAGGAGCAGCAGAGCUGGGCCACUUUAUAUGCUCUGAGUCACGUGGUCAACAACUAUCAUAAGGCAAACCCUGUGGUGACCCAGGACCUGCUGGAUAUUGCUGAUUACCUGUUGGAACAGAUUCGCGAUGACUGCACUGGGAACAAAGAUCACACCUACUUGAUUCUGAGGGUCAUUGGAAAUAUUGGAAGAACCAUGGAGACAGUAACCCCAAAACUUACAUCUUCAAUCCUGAAAUGUAUCAAAAGUACAGAGCCAUCGCUGCUGAUUCAGAAGGCUGCCAUCCAGGCACUGCGGAAAAUGGAACUUAAAGAUGAGGUCCGGGAAGUUCUUCUUCAGGUUUUCCUCAAUGAUGCCUCUUCAGGGGAUAAGCGACUGGCUGCCUAUCUCAUGCUGAUGAGGGACCCUUCCCAGUCAGAUAUUAAUGAAAUCAUCCAGCUUCUUCCACGGGAACAGAAUGAACAAGUAAAGAACUUUGUGGCUUCCCACAUCGCCAACAUCUUAAACUCAGAAGAAUUGUAUAUCAAAAACUUGAAAAAGUUAGUGGAAGAAGCUCUGAAAGGAUCUCAACUCCCAACCAUCAUGGACUUUUCAAAAUUUUCCCGGAACUAUCAAUUUUCCAAAUCUGUUUCCCUUCCAUCGCUUGACCCUGUUUCAGUCAAAAUCGAGGGAAAUCUUAUAUUCGAUCCAAAUAAUUACCUUCCUAAAGAAAGCAUGCUGAAAACAACCCUCAGUGUCUUUGGAUUUGCUCCAGCGGACCUCUUUGAGAUUGGUUUGGAAGGGAAGGGUUUUGAGCCAACAUUGGAAGCUCUCUUUGGAAAGCAAGGAUUUUUCCCAGACAGUGUCAACAAGGCUUUGUACUGGGUUGAUGACCAAGCUCCUGAUCAUGUCUCCAAGAUCUUGGUGGACCACUUCGGCUACACCAAAGAUGAUAAACAUGAGCAGGACAUGGUCAAUGGAAUUAUGCUCAAUGUUGAGAAGCUGAUCAAAGAUUUGAAAUCCAGAGAAUUCCCAGAAGCCAGAGCCUACCUCCGCAUCCUGGGAGAGGAGCUUGGCCUUGUCAGGCUCCAAGACCUCCAGGUCCUGGGAAGGCUGCUGCUGAAUGGUGUUCGCACUCUUCCCGGUAUCCCCCAGAUGAUUGGAGAGGCCAUCAGGAAAGGCUCAAUGAAUGACUUGUUUCUUCACUACAUCUUCAUGGACAACGCCUUUGCACUCCCCACUGGACUUGGGUUCCAACUGCAAGUCUCCUCCUCUGGAGUCAUCACUCCUGGAUUCAAGGCCGGAAUGAAGCUUGCAAUAGCCAAUUUGCAGGCAGAGCUGGUGACAAAGCCCUCUGUGUCCGUGGAGUUUGUGACAAACAUGGGCAUUAUCAUCCCGGACUUUUCAAGGACUGGGAUCCAAAUGAACACCAACUUCUUCCAUGAGACAGGCCUGGAGAUGCAAGCUGCCUUGAAAACUAAGCAGCUGAAGUUCAUCAUUCCUUCUCCAACAAGGCCAGUCAAGCUGCUCAGUGGCAGUAACACAUUGCAUUUCCUCUCCACCACCAAGACCGAAGUGGCUCCACCUCUCAACGAGAACAGGCAGUCCUGGUCGGCUUGCAAGCCUCUCUUUGCUGGCCUGGACUACUGUACGUCGGGCGCUUACUCCACCACCACCUCCCCAGAAUCUGCCUCCUACUAUCCGCUGACCAGGGACACCAGAUUUGAACUGGAACUGAAGCCCACGGGAGAAGUAGACCAGUAUUCUGCCAGUAUAACCCACGAACUGCAGCAAGAGGCCGGAGACCUGGUGGACAUACUAACCUUUGUAACUCAGACAGAAGGUGCAAAGCACACUGAAGCUACUAUGAUGUUCAAAUAUAACCAUCAGCGUAGGACUUUGUCCAGUGAAAUCCAAAUUCCAGAUUUUGACGUUGACCUUGGGACAAUCCUCAGAGUUAGUGAUGAAUCUACUAUGGAAAAAAAGUCUUACAAGCUCACUGUGGACAUUCAGAACAAGAAAAUCACUGAGGUCACUCUCACUGGCCACAUAAGCUAUGACAGAAGGGAAGAAGGCAAAAUCAAAGGUGUUAUUUCCAUACCCCGUCUGCAAGCAGAAGUCAGAAGUGAAAUCCUUACCCAGUGGUUUCCCACAAAACUACUCCUCCUAAUGGACUCAUCCGCUACGGCUUAUGGCUCAACAGUUUCCAAGAAGCUGGUAUGGCUUUAUGAUGAAGAGAAGAUUGAAUUUGAAUGGAACACAGGCACCAACGUGGAUACCAAAAAAGUGGCUUCUAAUUUCCCCGUGGACUUCUCUGAUUAUCCUAAAAGCUUGCAUACGUAUGCCAAUAGUCUCUUGGAUCACAGAGUUCCUCAAACAGACAUGACUUUCCGACACAUGGGUUCCAAAUUAAUAGUUGCAACAAAUACAUGGCUUCAGAAGGCAUCUAAGAGUCUUCCUUUUGCCCAGAAUUUGCAAGAUCACCUCAGUGGCCUAAAAGAAUUGUACCUCCAGAAAAUAGGAUUGCCAGACUUCCACAUCCCACAAAACCUCUUCUUGAAAAGUGACGGCCGGGUCAAAUACACAUUGAACAAGAACAUUGUGAAAAUUGAUAUUCCUUUGCCUUUUGGUGGAAAAUCCUCCAAAGAUCUAAUGAUGUUAGAGACUAUUCGGACACCAGACCUCAACUUCAAGUCCAUAAGUUUCCACUUGCCGCCUUGGGAAUUCCAAAUCCCCACCUUUACCAUUCCCAAGUUGUAUCAACUGCGAGUGCCUCUCUUGGGGGUUCUAGACCUCUCUACAAAUAUCUACAGCAAUUUGUACAACUGGUCCGCCUCCUACACUGGCGGCAACACCAGCACCAACCACUUAAGGCUUCAGGCUCGGUACCACAUGAAGGCUGACUCUGUGGUUGACUUGCUGUCCUACAGUGUGCAAGGAUCUGGAGAAACAACCUAUGACCACAGGAAUAUGUUCACAUUAUCAUGUGAUGGGUAUCUACGCCACAAAUUACUGGACUCAAAUAUGAAAUUCAGUCACGUGGAAAAAAUUAGAAAUAAUCCAGCCUCGAAAAGUUUGCUGACAUUUGACGCUUCUAGUGCCUGGGGACCUCAGAUAUCUGCUUCAGUACAUUUGGACUCAAAAAAGAAACAUCAUUUGUAUGUCAAGGAAGCCAAGAUUGAUGGGCAGUUUAGAGUCUCUUCAUUCUAUGCUAAGGGCACAUAUGGCCUGUCUUACCAGAGGGAUUCUACCACUGGCCAGUUAAGUGGAGAGUCCAACCUGAGGUUUAACUCCUCCUACCUCCAGGGCACCAACUACAUAACAGGAAGAUAUGAGGAUGGAACUGUCUCCUUAACCUCCACCUUGGAUCUGCAAGAUGGCAUCAUUAAAAAUGCUGCUUUCCUGAGAUAUGAGAACUAUGAGCUGACCCUGAAAUCAGACACCAAUGGGAAGCAUGAGGAUUUUGCCACUUCUAACAAAGUAGAUAUGACCUUCUCUAAGCAAAAUGCAUUGCUGCGUUCUGAGUAUCAGGCUGAUUACAAGUCAUUGAGAUUCUUCAGCCUGCUUUCUGGAUCACUAAAUUCCCAUGGCCUUGAAUUAAAUGCUGAUAUUUUGGGCACUGACAAAAUUAAUAGUGGUGCUCACAAAGCAACACUAAGGAUUGGCCAAGAUGGAAUGUCUACCAGUGCAACUACCAACUUGAAGUAUAGCCCUCUGGUGCUGGAGAAUGAGCUGAAUGCAGCGCUGGGCCUCUCGGGGGCAUCUCUGAGAUUAACAGCGAAUGGCCGCUUCAGGGAACACAAUGCAAAAUUCAGUCUGGAUGGAAAAGCUGCCCUCACAGAAGUAUCAUUGGGAAGUGCUUAUCAGGCCAUGAUUUUGGGUGUCGACAGCAAAAAUGUUUUCAACUUCAAAAUCAGUCGGGAGGGCCUGAAGCUUUCAAAUGACAUGAUGGGAUCUUAUGCUGAGAUGAAGCUUGACUACACGAACAACCUGAAUAUUGCAGGGUUAUCACUGGACUUCUCUUCAAAACUUGACAACAUUUACAGCUCUGACAAGUUUUAUAAGCAAAAUGUUAAUGUACAGCUACAACCCUAUUCUCUUGUAACUACUAUAAACAAUGACCUGAAAUUCAGUGCUCUGGAUCUGACCAACAGUGGGAAAUUACGACUAGAACCCCUGAAGCUGAAUGUGGGUGGGAACAUAAAAGGAGUCUACCAAAACAACGAAAUAAAACACAUCUACACCAUUUCUUACGCUGACUUAUCAGCAAGUUAUAAAGCAGACACCGUAGCUAAAGUGCAGGAUACAGAGUUCAGCCAUCGGCUUAACACAAACAUCGCCGGGCUGGCUUCAGCUAUCGACAUCAGUACAAACUACAACUCGGACUCACUCCAUUUCAGCAACGUUGUUCACUCUGCCAUGGCCCCAUUUACAAUGACCAUCGAUGCACAUACAAAUGGCAAUGGGAAACUGAGUCUCUGGGGAGAGCAUACUGGGCAGCUGUAUAGCAAAUUCCUGUUGAAAGCAGAACCUCUGGCCCUUACCUUCUCUCAUGAUUACAAGGGAUCCACAAGCCACCAUCUCCCAUUGAAGAGCAGUAUCGGUACUGCUCUUGAUCACAAAGUCAGUGUCCUGCUUACUCCGGCUGAACAGACAGGCACCUGGAAACUCAAGACCCAGCUGAACAGAAAUGAAUACAGCCAGGACUUCGAUGCUUACAAUAAUAAAGACAAAGUUGGUGUGGAGCUUAGAGGACAAGCCCUGGCUGACCUCACCAUGCUAGACUUCUCGAUUCAAGUGCCAUUUUUACUCAGUGAACACACCAACAUAAUUGACACUUUAGGGAUGAGGGAUGCUAUUGGCCAGCCCCAAGAAUUCAGUGUUGUUGCUUCUGUAAAAUAUGAUAAGAAUCAAGAUGUCCACACCAUCAACCUCCCAUUCUUUGAAAUCCUGCCAGAAUAUUUUGAGGAGAAACGAAUGGUGAUUAUAACAGCACUGGAAACCAUACAGAGAGAACUGAAACUCAUCAAUGUUGAUCAGUUUGUGAAGAAAUACAGAACAGCCUUGGACAAGCUCCCACAGCAAGUCGAUGGUUAUCUGAAUGCACUCAACUGGGAGAGACAAGUUUUGAGUGCCAAGGAGAAACUAACUGCUCUCACAGAGAAUUAUAGAAUUACAGAAAAUGAUCUACAAAUCGCAUUGGACAAUACCAAAAUCACCCUUAAUGACAAACUGUCUCAACUAAAAACAUAUGUGAUACAAUUUGAUCAGUAUAUUAAUGAUAAUUAUGAUUUACAUGAUUUUAAAACAGCUAUUGCUAAGAUUAUUGAUCAAAUCAUUGAAAAACUGAAAAUUCUUGAUGAACAUUAUCAUAUCCAUGUAAAUUUAGUAAAAACAAUCCAUGAUGUGUAUUUGUUUAUUGAAAAGACUGAUUUUAACAAAAUUGGAAGUAGUACUGCAUUUUGGAUUCAAAAUGUGGACACUAAGUAUAAAAUCAAAAUCCAGAUACAAGAGAAAUUGCAACAGCUCAAGACACAGAUUCAGAAUAUAGACAUCCAGCACCUUGCUGAACAGUUAAAACAACAGGUCGAGGCUACUGAUGUCAGAGUUCUUUUACAUUGGUUGAGAAUUACAGUUGAGCAUGUCAAAUACUAUGUUAUAAAUCUUAUGGAAGAUUUUGAAGUAGCUGAGAAAAUCAAUGCGCUUGGAGCCAUGUCCCAUCAGUUAAUUAAGAUGUAUGAAAUAGACCAACACAUCCAGGUUUUAGUGGAUAAAUCAGUACAGUUGGCCCACCAAUAUAAGUUGAAGGAGACUGUUCAAAAGCUAAGCAAUGUCCUACAACAAGUUAAGAUAAAAGAUCACUUUGAGAAAUUGGUUACAUUUAUUGAUAAUGCUAUCAAGCAACUUAAAGCAUUGUCUUUUAAAAAAAUCAUUGAACAAGUAAACAGAUUCCUUGACAUGUUGGUAGAGAGAUUAAGGUCAUUUGAUUACCACCAGUUUGUAGAUGAAACCAAUAACAAAAUCCGUGAGGUGACCCAGAGACUCAAUGGUGAAAUCCAGGCCCUGGAACUUUCACAGAAAGCUAAAGCACUGACACUGUUUGUAGAGGACAUCAAGGGCACGGUCUCAAUCCAUCUGGAACACCUAAAGGGCACCCAAAUAAACCUAUUCUUCGAUUGGUUGCAGGAGACUUUAAAUUCAACAUCUUUCAUCUACAUGAGAGAAAAAUUCCAAGAGACCCUAGAAGAUAUACGAGACCGGGUGUAUCAAAUGGACAUUCAGUGGGAAAUUCAACGGUACCUGUCCCUGGUCAGCCAGGUUUACAGCACGCUUGUCACUUACAUUUCUGACUGGUGGAGUCUCACCGCUAAGAACCUCACUGACUUUGCAGAACAGCAUUCUAUCCAAGACUGGGCUGAGAACCUGAAAGCCUUGGUAGAACAAGGGUUCACUGUUCCUGAAAUCCAGACCACCUUCGGAACCAUGCCUGCCUUUGAAGUCAGUCUCCGUGCUCUUCAGGAAGCUACGUUUCAGACUCCGGACUUCAUAGUCCCCCUGACAGAUCUGAAGGUUCCGUCAGUUCAGAUCAAUUUCAAAAGGUUGAAAGAAAUAGAGAUGCCAUCCAAGUUUGCCACACCAGAAUUUACUGUCCUUAAUACCUUCCACGUGCCUUCCUUUACAAUUGACUUGGUAGAAAUAAAAGCAAAGAUCAUCAGAACCAUUGACCAAAUGCUGCACAGUGAGCUGCAGUGGCCAGUUCUGGAAGUGGACCUGAGGGACCUGAUGGAGGUAGACACCAUUCUUGCUAGCAUCACUCUGCCAGACUUCCAUUUGCCAGAAAUCAAAAUUCCAGAAUUCAUACUCCCAAAUCUCGAUUUUAAAGAUUAUCAGGUUCCUGACCUUCACAUACCAGAAUUCCAGCUUCCCCGCAUGUCACCCACAGUUGUAGUCCCUACCUUUGGCAAGCUUCAUAGCAUUUUGAAAAUCCAGUCUCCCCUUUUCACAUUAGAUGCAAAUACUGACAUUCAGAAUGUAACUACUUCAGGGAACAGGGCAGAGAUCACAGCUUCCGUCAUCGCCAAAGGAGAGUCCAAAUUAGAAGUUCUCAAUUUUGAUUUUCAAGCCAACAUGCAGCUUUCAGGCCCUGAGAUUAAUCCACUGGUUAUGAAGCAAUCCAUGAGGCUCUCCAGCAAGUACCUGAAAACAGAGCACGAGAGUGAAGUGCUGUUUUUUGGAAAUACUAUUGAGGGAAAAUCAAACACAGUGGCAGGUUUACACACAGAAAAAAACACACUGGAGCUUAGUCAUGGUGUGCUCGUCAGGAUAAACAAUCAGCUUACCUUGGACAGCAACACAAAGUACUUCCACAAAUUGAACAUCCCCAAACUGGACUUUUCCAGCCAGGCUGAGCUGCGUAAUGAAAUCAAGACCCUGUUGGAAGCUGGACACAUAGCAUGGAAUUCUUCUGGAAUAGGGUCAUGGAAAUGGGCCUGCCACACAUUCUCAGAUGAAGGAGCACAUGAAUCACAAGCUAGCUUUAUUAUAGAAGGACCCAUUGCUUCCUUUGGAUUGUCUAAUAAGAUCAACAGCAAACACCUAAGAUUAAGCCAAAACUUCGUUUAUGAAUCUGGCUUCCUCGACUUUUCUAAAUUUGAAAUCCAGUCACAGGUUGAAUCCCAACAUGUGGGGCGCAGUGUUCUAGCCGCUAAAGGCACAGCACUGCUUGGAGAAAGGAAGGCAGAGAUAACUGGCAACCAUGAUGCUCAUUUAAAUGGAAAAGUUAUUGGAACUUUAAAAAAUUCUCUUUUCUUUACAGGACAGCCAUUUGAGAUUACUGUAUCCACGAACAAUGAAGGGAAUUUGAAAGUUAGUUUUCCAUUAAAAUUGAUAGGGAAGGUAGACUUCCUGAAUAACUAUGCAUUGUUUUUGAGUCCUAGUGCCCAGCAAGCAAGUUGGCAAGCAAGUGCCAGGUUCAAUCAGUAUAAGUACCGUCAGAAUUUCUUUGCUGGAAACAAUGAGAACAGCACUGAGGCCCACAUAGGAAUAAAUGGAGAAGCUAACCUGGAUUUCCUCAACAUUCCUUUGACAAUUCCUGAAAUGACUGUACCAUACACAAUGCUCACAACUCCCCAGGUGAAAGAUUUCUCCUUGUGGGAGAAAACAGGCUUGAAGGAUUUCUUGAAGACAACAAAGCAAUCAUUUGAUUUAAGUGUAAAGGCCCAGUGUAAGAAAAACAAAGACAAGCAUAUCAUCCCAAUUCCUAUUUAUGCAAAAGAUUUCCAGGUACUGAGUACCCCAAAUGAUAUUUUCAUUCCAGCCAUGGGCAAUGUUACCUAUGACUUUUCUUUUAAAUCAGGCGUCAUCACGCUGAAUACCAAUGUUGGACUGUAUAACCAGUCAGAUAUUGUUGCUCAUUUCCUAACUUCCUCUUCUUCUGUUACUGAUGCACUGCAGUACAAAUUAGAGGGCACCUCAAGUUUGACGAGGAAAAGAGGCUUGAAGCUAGCCACAGCUUUGUCUCUAACUAACAAAUUCGUGGAAGGCAAUCAUGACAGUACUAUUAGUUUGACCAGGAAAAACAUGGAGGCAUCAGUGACAACAUCUGCAAAAGUCCAAAUUCCCAUUUUGAGAAUGAAUUUCAAGCAAGAACUUAAUGGAAAUACCAAGUCGAAGCCUACUGUCUCUUCAUCCAUUGAAUUAACGUAUGAUCUCAACUCCCCUGAACUGUACUCUACUGCCAUAGGGACAGUCAACCACAAACUCAACUUAGAGAGCCUCACCUCUUACUUUUCCAUUGAGUCAUCUACCAAAGGGGGUAUCAAGGGUUCAGUACUUUCAAGGGAAUAUUCAGGAACUAUUGCCAGUGAGGCCAGCACUUACUUGAAUUCCAAGAGUACUCGGUCUUCAGUGAAGCUGCAAGGGGCUUCCAAAGUUGAUGGUAUCUGGAACCUUGAAGUAAGAGAAAAUUUUGCUGGAGAAGCCACUCUGCAACGCAUCUAUACCAUCUGGGAACACAACACAAAAAACAAUUUACAGCUAGAGGGCUUCUUUUUAUCAUCUGGAGAGCAUACAAGCAAAGCCACUCUGGAACUCUCCCCAUGGAAAAUGUCAGCCCUUGUUCAGGUCCAUGCAAGUCAGCCCAGUUCCCUCCUUGAAAUCAAUUACCUUGGCCAAGAGUUGUCCCUGAAUGCUAACACUGAGAACCAGAAGGUCAGCUGGAAAAGUGAGGUCCAGGUUCAUUCUGAGUUCUUCCAGAACAACAUACAGCUUUCCAAUGACCAAGAAGAGGCACGCCUUGACAUUGCAAGUUCCUUAAAACUGUCCCUAUGGUUCCUCAAAGAUAUUGUCCUUCCAGUUUAUGACAAGAGCUUAUGGGACCUCCUAAAGCUGGAUGUCACCACCAACAUUGAUAGGAAACAGUAUCUUCAUGCUUCAACUGCCGUUGUGUACACCAAAAACCCCAAUGGCUAUCAUUUCUCUGUCCCUGUGCAAGAAUUGGCUGAUAAAUUCAUCAUUCCCAGACUGAAACUAAGUGGUCUAAAUUCAAGUUUUGUCAUACCUACAUUCCAAGUCCCAUUUACAGAUCUUCAGGUUCCAUCCUACACAUUUGAUUUCAGUGAAAUAAAAAUCUACAAGAAGCUAAGCACUUUGCCAUUUGCCCUCAAUAUACCAACACUACCCAAAGUGAAAUUCCCCAAAGUUGAUGUGUUAACAAAAUAUUCUGAACCAGAAGACUCCUUGGUUCCCUUUUUUGAGAUAACUGUGCCUGCAUCUCAGUUAACUGUGUCCCAACUCACCCUUCCAAAAAGUAUUUCAGCUGGCAGUGCUAUUGGGUAUCUAAAUGAGGUGGCCAGCAAGAUUGCAGACUUUGAGUUGCCAGCCAUUACCAUACCUGAGCAGACUAUUGAGAUUCCUUCCCUUAAGUUCUCUGUACCUGCUGGAAUUUUUAUUCCAUCCUUUGGAGGACUGACUGCACAUUUUGGGGUGGCCUCUCCCCUGUAUAAUGCUACUUGGAGUGCUGGUUUGAAAAACAAAGGAGAAUACGUUGAAACAUUCCUGAAUUCCAUGUGCAAUUCAACCAUUCAAUUCCUGGAAUAUGAUCUAAAUGUUGUGGGAACACACAAAAUUGAAGAUGGCAUGUUAGCCUGUAGGAUGAAGGGAACGUUUGCACACCAUGACAUCAGUGCAGAAUAUAAAGAAGAUAGCGAAUAUCAAAGACUUCAGGACUGGAAAAAAGAGAUUCGCCUUGACAUCACCAGCCCAAUAUUCACUGAUGUCCAUUUGCACCACCAACUAAGUAAGAAUAGCCUCUUCUCCUCUGUGGCCUCCCCAGCCAUAGGCACUGUAGCCUUGGACUUGGAAGACAAUGACAGUACCUUAAAAUGGAAUCUGUACUAUCGCCCUCAGUCCUCUCUAGAUAAAAAACUCAACAUAUUCAAAACUGAGUGGAGGUACCAGGAAUCUGGUGAGAAACGUCAGAUCAAAGUCAGCUGGGAAGAGGAGGCAGCAUCUGAACUACUAAGCUCUCUCAAAAACAAUGUGCCCAAGGCCACGAGGGCUCUUUAUGACUAUGCUAACAAGUACCACCAGGAGCACACAGGACUCGAUCUGAGAGAUGCUUCUUUAAAACUGAGAAGAAGUCUGCAGAACAGCGCUGAGUGGGCCUAUCAAGGCGCCAUGAGGCAGAUUGAUGAGGCAGACAUAGGGCUCCAGAAGGUAGCCAGAAGCACCACUAAAACCUACCAGCAAUGGAAGGACAAGGCCCAGGAUCUGUACCAGGAACUGUUAUUGGCUAAGGGAGACCAAGCUGAUUUAUGGGGACACCAGAAUGAGAAAUCUGACAGAUUAAUAGGAGUUACUCGGGAAUACAAAGUCAUAGUCAGUCAUCAGAUUGACUCGUUGAUUGAUUUCCUGAAGUUAACCAGAUUCCAGCUCCCAGGAAAAGCUGGGACAUACACUAAAGAUGAAGUCUGCACUGUGGUCAUGAGGGAAGUAGGGCAGGUGCUGUCCCAGGUAUAUUCAAAAAUCCAUAGUGGGUUAGAAAUAAUGUUUUCCUAUUUCCAAGACCUGAUGGAGAAAUCUGAAUUAAUCAAGGACCUAGAGAUUAAAAUUCCUUUUGGUUCACAGACCUUUAAACUAAUAGAUCUAACCUCAGAGUUUGGGAGACUGUUGAUACCUUUAUCACAAAAGCUACAGGAUAUAUUUAACAACCUUCAGUCUCUCAAGACUACAGAAAUGCUAAGUGAUCUUCGGAGCUAUUUACAAAGAACUUUCCAAGAGCUAGAAGAAGAUAUUCAAUACUUAAAGGAGGUAAAAUCUACUUAUUUCAUUGAUCAUAUUCAAUACAAGAUCAACAGAAUCUUCAACAAAUAUAUUCCAUAUGUUUUUCAAUACCUGUACCUUAACAUUGGCAAGUUUAGUGAACUUGUUGAAAACCAACUUCAGAAAGCUUCUCAACAGUUACAGCAGUACCAUCAAAUCAUAAAGGAUCUUCACAAAGAAUAUGUUGAUCCAAGUGUGGUCAGCUGGACAGCAAGGUUUUAUGAACUUGAAGAAAAGAUCAUUAGCUUGCUCAAGAACCUAGUGGAUGUCCUUAAGGACUUGCACUCCAAUUACACUGUCAGUACUACUAUGUUGGUUUCCGAGGUCUCAAGUCAAAUUGAGCAGUUUGUGCAGAAAGAUAUCCAGGAAUACCUUAGCAUCCUUACCGAUGAAGAUGGAAAAGGGAAGGAGAAGAUUGCAGAGCUUUCUACCAAUGCUCAGGAAAUAAUUAAAAGCUGGGCCAUUGCAAUGAAGGAAAUCAUUUCUGAUUACCGCCAGCAGUUCAGAUAUAAACUACAGGAUUUUUCAGACCAACUUUCUGAUUACUAUGAAAAAUUCAUUACUGAGUCCAAAAGAUUGAUUGACCUGUCCAUUCAAAAAUACCACAUGUUUCUGAGGUAUAUCACUGAAUUGCUGAAAGAGCUACAAUCGGCCACAGUCAAUAACAUGACCCCCUACAUCAAGGUUUCUCCGGGAGAAUUUACUAUCACUUUCUAAUUGUUUAUAGCAAUUCUCAUUCAUUCUUCUGUUCCAAUUAAACUUUCAUAUAGUAGGAGACAAUUCAAACUGUACGUUUUGAUAUAACCACACACUGAGCCAGCCUUAUGGCAAGCAGCUGACUCUAGGCAGAAGCACAUAUGACCUGGAUCUGUACUGAAGCUGGCAUCAGAUCUCUGACGGUCUCUCAACUCUGGGAAAUAACAUUUUUUUUUUUUUGCAAGUUAAAGAAAAUCAGGAUCUGAGUUAUUUUACUAAACUUGGGGGAGGGAGAACAAAUAAAUGAAUUCUUUAUUGCGUACUGUAGCAC